AUUUUUUGUUAUUUUUAAUUUUAAAAGUAGAAUGUGCACGUUUUUUAAAAUAUUCAAACACUACAGGAGGAAAGUCAGUAAAAUACUCCGACGUUUUGGUUUAUUUGGCCUCACUGUGCGUCCAGCUCACGAACUUGUGUUUUGUAACAAUUCUUAAUUUUUUAUUACCUUAAACCCUUCAAUCCAAAUAUACGUUCAUUGUUCAAUUUAAUCUUCAAAAUACUUUGACAUUUAUUUUUUCCACUGUAUUUGAUGACUUUUUAAAUAGGGGAGAAAUGGUAAUAUAUGUGUCCGUGUUUUAAUUACGUGAGUAAGCAAAGUGGAACGCCAGCUGUUUGUAAUAACAGUAAAGUGAGCUGGCCUGUUUUUCACAUGAAUAAAAUAAAUUUCGGCUUAAAAAAUGAAAAAACCUCAAGCGCACACCGGGACGCCCCUCAGCAGCGGGACUUGGAGAACGUUCAGCCAACCGUUGGGAGCUUGGCCUCCUCCUGCGAGGCGGGAGCAGGAGGCCAUCGAGCCGCGGUCCUCCCGCAGUCCUAGAGCGACGCUAAAGUGAACCGCGGAGCGAGAGCCGGAGAUCAGCAAAGAGUUAAAGACGAUGCUUGAGAGCGUUUGGCCCUUCCUGCCGGUCGUUGGAGCGAUCUUUAAGUGUGGGGAAAAGUUUGUGUUUGAUUAGAGAUCACAAUAUGUGGAGUCAAAAGAACUAGAGUUUGAAUCCUGAUCCUAUCCAAGCUGUUUCAGCUAUCCUAUCCUUGGUCAUCUACCAGUUCCUUUGUGUUUGAGGCAGAAGUAGGGUAUCCCUGAGGAGGCAGUCAAAAGAAAGUUCUGCAGAACAGAGAGAGCAGUCUGAAGCUGGGGAUGGCGACAGCAUUGGUAACCACUCCUUCCCCGGCUCCUCUGAAUCUGAAGAAGGAGGGACUUCACUUAGUGAAGGAGGAUCACCACUCUACUCGGGAACAGGGUGUCAAGCUGCAAGGAAACGGCGCAGGCCUCGGGCAGGAGCCACUGUGCAAACAGUUCAGGCAGUUGCGCUAUGAAGAGACCACAGGACCUCGAGAAGCGCUGAGCCGGCUCCGGGAACUUUGCCGACAGUGGCUGCAGCCCGAGGCCCACACCAAGGAGCAGAUCCUGGAGCUGCUGGUGCUGGAGCAGUUCCUGACCAUCCUGCCCAAGGAGCUGCAGGCCCGGGUGCGGGAGCAUCACCCAGAGAAUGGGGAAGAUGUGGUUGUUGUACUGGAGGAUUUGCAGCCAGAACUGGGAGGAACAGAACAACAGGACCCAAACCAGGCAAAGAAACAGAAAAUGCUUGUGGAGGAGACGGCCCCUCUGAAAGCAGUGCUGAAGCAGCAGGUCCAGCCUGAGGGUGAAAUUCCCAAGCCCAAGAGACAGAAGGGUGAGGAGACAAGGAUUGAGAAUGGGAAGCUGGUUGUAGAGACAGACUCCUGUGGAGGAGUGGAAUCAUCUGGGAAAAUAUCUGAACCCAAAGAGGCUCAUUAUGAGGACUCUAACUUGGAUAGGCAGCAGGCCAAGGCCAAGGAGAAGACUGACUAUAAAUGCUCAGAAUGUGGGGAGGGGUUCAUCCAGCACUCAGACCUGAUUAAGCAUGAAGGUUCACACACGGGAGAAAAGCUCUGUGAAUCUGAAGUGUGUCAGAGUUCUAGUUUUACUGGACAUCAGAAAAUCCACUCCAGAGACAAAGGUCAUCAGUGUCAUGAGUGUGGGAAAACCUUUCAGAGAAGUUCACACCUUGUCAGACAUCAGAAAAUCCAUCUUGGUGAGAAGCCUUAUCAGUGCAAGGAGUGUGGAAAAGUCUUUAGCCAGAAUGCAGGCCUUUUGGAACAUCUCAGAAUCCAUACUGGAGAGAAACCUUACCUGUGUAUCCACUGUGGAAAGAACUUUCGGCGCAGCUCUCACCUUAAUCGACACCAGAGAAUUCACAGUCAGGAGGAGCCCUGUGAGUGCAAGGAGUGUGGGAAAACCUUUAGUCAGGCCCUGCUCCUCACCCACCAUCAGAGAAUCCACAGCCACUCCAAAAGUCAUCAGUGUAAUGAGUGUGGGAAAGCCUUCAGUUUGACCUCAGACCUUGUUCGACACCACAGGAUUCAUACUGGAGAAAAACCUUUCAAGUGUACUAUAUGCCAGAAAGCCUUCCGACUAAACUCACACCUUACUCAACAUGUGAGAAUCCACAACGAGGAAAAACCCUAUGAGUGUAAUGAAUGUGGAGAAGCCUUCAGGCAGAGGUCAGGUCUUUUUCAACAUCAGAGAUAUCAUCACAAAGACAGACUGGCUUGAUGAGGUGUCCUCUCUUUAUGGACCGUCAGAGACAGUACAUUAACAAGCAAGCUGGCACUUUAGGAAAAGUCACUCUAGCCAACUCUGGCAGAGAACUCUUGGGGACCAAGUUGGAGGCUAUCUGCCUCCUCUCUCUUUCCUUCGUUUUCCUUGUAGUCAGCUUUGGGCCACAGUAAUUUGACCCUAGACCCUGGGGGAUCAAAGAAUUUUAAAAUGCUGCUUGUUCUGGAAUUUUGAAAGUCAAAUCAGAAAAUCAGCUUGGAAGAGAUCAUGAUCUUCAUGUUGUGAAUGCCAAAAUGUCAUGGUAAUGAUGAAGAAUAUUAAGCUUAGGGAAGUCCACUUCUGAAUAUAUCACCAGGAUGAUAAACAUCAGUUGCUGAUUGGUGGUAGCUGCUUGGGGUACUUCUGACUCUGUCACAUGAGUGCGAAGACUGGUGAGCCCUCAUGUUUUGCUGAGGUUUUUGUUCAGCUGCAUAUAGUUU
This is a messenger RNA of Kogia breviceps (pygmy sperm whale), 2777 nucleotides long. NCBI's taxonomy places the organism in Eukaryota, Metazoa, Chordata, Mammalia, Artiodactyla, Physeteridae. The record is from RefSeq and is a predicted model, not a curated record.